Messenger RNA from Oryza sativa Japonica Group (Japanese rice), 584 nucleotides. RefSeq lists its product as uncharacterized. Lineage: Eukaryota; Viridiplantae; Streptophyta; Magnoliopsida; Poales; Poaceae. The record is from RefSeq and is a predicted model, not a curated record.
ACCUUGCAAGUCUGGGCUCUUAACCAAAUGAGCAGGAGCCAACUGAUGCAUAUGUAUAAGCUUGGAGAUCUGACGCCUGCUCCAUCCAUGACGAUUCCAAUGGCACAUUCCUCAAGGCCAACUCUGGGUUUUCCCCUAGGGACGGCGCUCCUGAUCUUUGUUAUCUUCUCCCUCAGUGGCAUCUUCUCAUGUUGCUACCACUGGGACAAGCUCCGUGCCUUCCUCUGGUCUCGGCAUCCUGAUGUGAUACUCCAAGAAGGCCAGCACACCGUCAUCUCCAUUGCGUCUCCGAGCAAGACAACAUCUGAUCACAAGAACGAGAAAGCAGAGAAAGAGUGUGGUUUGCCCGUUAUUAUGCCUGGGGACAGGAUCCCCAAAUUCUUCGCCAGGCCGUGCCCGCAUGAGAAGUGUUUGCCUGCAGCAGAGGAGGAGGAAGCUGAGGUGCAAGUCAAAUGUUCUGUUCCACAAUCUAGUUAGUAGCUGUAAAUGAAGCCAUACAGAGUGGGUGUAUAUAAGCUUUUAUUAGAACCUCUAAAAAAAAUUCCAUUUCCUCUUUGGUCCUAUGAAAAUAUUCAAUUUCUUCA